This is a messenger RNA of Sorex araneus (European shrew), 246 nucleotides long. RefSeq names its product U6 snRNA-associated Sm-like protein LSm6. Gene Ontology annotation, molecular function: RNA binding. The transcript has a single exon. Gene Ontology annotation, cellular component: U6 snRNP; sno(s)RNA-containing ribonucleoprotein complex; U4/U6 x U5 tri-snRNP complex. The record is from RefSeq and is a predicted model, not a curated record. Lineage: Eukaryota; Metazoa; Chordata; Mammalia; Eulipotyphla; Soricidae. Gene Ontology annotation, biological process: mRNA splicing, via spliceosome; maturation of SSU-rRNA.
AUGAGUGUAUGGAAGCAAAUCCCCAGUGACUUCUUAAAACAUAUGAUCGAACAAUCAGUUGUAGUCAAAUUAAGUCCUGGAGUGGUCCCCUAUUGAGGGGUCCUGGCUUGCCUGGAUGGUUAGAUGAUUAUUGCCUUGGAGCAGACAGAGGAGUAUGUGAGAGGCCAGCUGAAGAAUAAGUAUGGGGAUGCUUUCAUCCAUGGGAAAAACAUGUCAUACAUAAACACACAGAAGAGAAAGAUGUGA